AUGAAUACUGACACAUAUCGUCACACUAUGGAAACAACAACAGCAACAACAAAACAUCGAAUUCGACAACGAAGGAGAUGGCAGGACAAUAGCAGUAUGACAGAGCAGCAGCAACAGCACGAACAACAACGAGAACAACAACAAAGCGACAACCUACAACAGCAAAGGCGACGACUAGGAUCCAUCAAUAACCGGAGACGAGGGGGUGGUGGAUUUUUGGCCCGACACUAUUAUUUUACAAGCGACAGCCAUAAUUAUGAUGAUUAUGACGAUGAUGAUUGCCCGCCGGAUGAUGGCGGCGGCUGGCCACACCACCAUCACCUUAACAUUUUUCAGCGAGAUUGCGUGCCUCUUCUAACAGACGACGACGACGACGAUGACUCGCAUCAGAGAAAUCAUUAUACGAGAAAACGGGGCAAGGGCGGCAAAGGCAAGGGUGGGAAGGGUUAUCGUGCGAGUAAAAGUAGUCGAAGCAAGGCCAAGGGAGGAAAGGGUGGAUAUGGGUAUGCAAUUCGCCUUUCCGAUAACGAGAAGGGCUUUAACUUUCACCGGCCCUGUCCUCCAGGCUAUAUCCACAAGGAUACUCUAUUACACGUACCGGUACCCCGACCUGGUCCCAAACGGCCUGGCUUGUGGGACUCCCACGAUGGAGAGGCAAGCGUCACAAGAGAACCCACACCUGCGCCUCGAGCCGUCACAGAUCGACCCAGCUCUAUGGCGCCGAGACGUUGA
Messenger RNA from Seminavis robusta, 732 nucleotides. NCBI's taxonomy places the organism in Eukaryota, Bacillariophyta, Bacillariophyceae, Naviculales, Naviculaceae. The record is from the annotation of a GenBank genome assembly.